Molecule: messenger RNA, 2736 nt
Organism: Propithecus coquereli (Coquerel's sifaka)
Lineage: Eukaryota; Metazoa; Chordata; Mammalia; Primates; Indriidae
Gene: CFAP69
Product: cilia and flagella associated protein 69
Exons: 23
Coding region: 1-2736 (911 amino acids)
Biological process (GO): olfactory behavior; positive regulation of flagellated sperm motility; response to odorant
Cellular component (GO): non-motile cilium; sperm midpiece
Source: RefSeq, a predicted model, not a curated record
AUGUCCACAGCGGCGGCCGUGGCAACGGCCGAGGCCCAGGAACCCGGCUGCAGGAAGAAGUCCAGCAGUCCCCGUCAAAUCCCGGUGGUUGGGGUGGUGACGGAGGACGAGGAGGCGCAGGGUGUUUUCAAGCCUAUGGACCUUAAUCAUGUCAUCAAACUCCUUGAAGAGACUGAUAAGGAUGAUUUAGAAGAAAAACAGCUUAAAUGUGUUAAGAAACUGGUGCAGUGUUAUCAGAAUGGACUUUCCUUAAGGGAUUUAGCACAGAUAUUUAAAAUUCUGAAUCUGUGUGCAGGAAAGAUUGAAAAACAGCCCCGUUUCGUGGAAUCUGCAUGUGAUAUCCUAAAAUUGUGUGGCUUGCCAUUUUUGAAAAAGAAAGUAUCGGAUGAAAUAACUUAUGCUGAAGAUACUGCUAAUUCAGUUGCACUUCUGGGUGACUUAAUGAAAAUACCAAGUUCUCAAUUGAGGAUACAAAUUUGUAAGUGUAUUGUUGACUUUUAUCAUGCAGAACCACCAAAGAAGCAUAUUCCAGGUUACCAGCAAGCUAGUUCAUCAUACAAGAUUCAAAUGGCUGAAGCUGGAGGAUUAGCAAAAACAAUGGUCCAGGCAAUGACUUUGCUUGAAAAUCAACUUAUUGAGAAACUUUGGGUACUGAAAGUUCUGCAACAUCUCUCAACUUCUGAAGUUAAUUGUACUUUAAUGAUGAAAGCACAAGCAGCCAGUGGAAUUUGUGCUCACCUCAAUGAUCCAGAUCCCUCUGGACAGCUUCUAUUUCGUUCUUCAGAAAUACUUUGGAACUUAUUGGAAAAAUCUUCAAAAGAAGAAAUAAUACAACAGCUUAGUAACUUUGAAUGUUUGCUGGCUUUGAAGGAAGUAUUUAAAAAUCUGUUUAUGAGAGGUUUUAGUCAUUAUGAUCGUCAGCUUAGAAAUGAUAUAUUAGUAAUCACUACAAUUAUUGCUCAAAAUCCUGGAGCACCAAUGAUUGAAUGUGGCUUUACUAAGGAUUUGAUACUGUUUGCAACCUUUAAUGAAGUUAAAAGUCAAAAUCCUUUGGUAAAAGGACUUAAGCUUUCUAAUUCCUAUGAAGAUUUUGAGUUGAAGAAAUUGCUAUUCAAUAUAAUUGUGAUCUUAUGUAAAGAUUUACCUACUAUACAGCUAUUAAUUGAAGGCAAAGUUGUUUUGGCUUUGUUUACCUAUGUUAAAAAGCCUGAAAAACACAAAAUAAUCGAAUGGUCUGCAGCACAGCAUGAAGAACUACAGCUGCAUGCAAUUGCCACUUUGUCAUCAGUGGCUCCUUUAUUAAUAGAAGAAUAUAUGCUAUGCCAAGGAAACGCUCGAGUUCUUGCAUUUCUGGACUGGUGUGAGAGUGAAGAUCCUUUCUUUAGUCAUGGUAACAGUUUUCAUGGUACAGGUGGCCGUGGCAACAAGUUCGCCCAGAUGCGUUACAGUUUAAGACUUCUGAGAGCCAUGGUCUACCUCGAAGAUGAGACUAUAAACACAGAUCUUUGUGAAAAGGGAGCAAUUCAGCAAAUGAUAGGAAUCUUUAAAAAUAUAAUAAGCAAGCCUAAUGAAAAAGAAGAGGCCAUUGCUUUGGAAAUCCAGUCUGAUAUAUUGCUUAUUUUAUCUGGUCUUUGUGAACAUCAUAUUCAAAGGAAGGAACCAAAACUGAGCAAGACAAUGAGUUGGUGCUGUAUUUUGGGAUGUUAUCCCUCAGAGGAUUACUUCCUUGAAAAGGAAGGAAUUUUUCUCCUUUUGGAUUUAUUGGCAUUGAACCAAAAAAAAUUUUGUAAUCUUAUACUCGGAAUAAUGGUUGAAUUUUGUGAUAAUCCCAAAACUGCGGCUCAUGUCAAUGCUUGGCGAGGGAAGAAGGAUCAGACAGCUGCUAGUCUUUUAAUUAAACUGUGGAGAAAGGAAGAAAAAGAACUAGGAGUAAAACGUGAUAAAAAUGGAAAGAUCAUUGAUACAAAAAGACCUCUAUUUACUAGUUUUCAAGAAGAGCAAAAAAUUAUGCCACUGCCUGCUAACUGCCCAUCUAUUGCAGUUAUGGAUGUUGCUGAGAAUAUCAGAGCAAAAAUUUAUGCUGUGUUGGACAAACUAGAUUUUGAAAAUUUACCUGGCCUAUCUACUGAAGAUUUUGUCACCCUCUGUAUUAUACAUAGAUACCUCGAUUUUAAAAUUGGAGAAAUAUGGAAUGAAAUAUAUGAAGAAAUAAAAUUGGAAAAGUUAAGACCAGUCUCUACAGAUACAAAAAUCUUAGAAGCUAUUACAACAGCAUCAGAAAAUAUUGGAAAGAUGGUUGCUUCUCUGCAAAGUGAGAUGAUUGAAAGCCAAGCACGCCAAGAUGUACAAAAUGAACAAAAAGUAUAUGCAAAAAUACAAGCUACACGCAAGCAAAGAGAACUGGCUAAUAAAUCAUGGGAAAAUUUUGUGGCUAGAACAUCAAAUGCUAAAACAUUAAAGAAAGCAAAAAGGCUUCAGGAAAAAGCUAUAGAAUCCUCUAGAUGUAGUAAACGACCACAAAAUGCAAUAUUGCACCAGACAGAUAUUAAAGGCCUUAACACAACGGUACCCUCUGGUCCGGUAGUCACAGUGGAAAGCACUCCUGCCCGAUUAGUAGGAGGACCUCUGGCUGAUACUGAUAUUGCUCUUAAAAAACUGCCCAUUCGAGGAGGAGCCUUGCAGAAGGUGAAAGCAGUUAAAACUGUGGAUGAACCAAACAAGAGUAUUCCUACAUAA